UCCUUUUUGGUUCCUUCAUUCAAGGCUUCACCUUCUCUCUCAGAACAAGAGUUUAUUUUUCUUCAUUUUCACGCUGUGUUUCCAGCGCCCAUGUAACCAAUCCCAUCAUCUUCUGGGAACCCGCAGUUCGAGGUUUCCGAGGAUCAAUCCUCUUCAACUAAUCCGAGGAAAAAAAGAAGGGAGUUUAUAUAAUUAUUUUAUUAUAUUAUUUAAAAAAUUGAAUUAUUUUGAGGGGUGGGUAUGGAAGCGCGCGUGGGGAUGGUGGUUGAAAGUGGGCAUGGAAAUAGCGUGAAAUUGUUGCAGCAGAAGAAUCAGCAAUCGCAGAUUGGAACGAUGUCUCAGCUUCUUGCUGGUGGCUUAGCCGGUGCUUUUGCCAAGACUUGCACUGCUCCACUUUCGCGCCUCACUAUUCUCUUUCAGGUGCAAGGUAUGCAUUUUGAUGUGGCAGCAUUGAGUAAGCCUAGCAUUUGGUGUGAGGCAUCGCGAAUUGUCAAUGAAGAAGGUUUUAGAGCAUUUUGGAAAGGCAAUUUGGUCACCAUAGCUCAUCGUCUCCCUUAUUCUGCAGUCAACUUCUAUGCCUAUGAACACUACAAGAAUCUAUUGUAUUCUCUUAUGGGGGAGAAUUGUAAAGGGAAUGCAAGUGCACACCCCUUUGUGCACUUCGUAGGUGGUGGUUUGUCAGGCAUAACAGCUGCUACUGCCACAUAUCCUUUGGAUUUAGUGAGAACACGACUUGCAGCACAGAGAAGUUCCACAUACUACAUGGGCAUCUCACAUGCUUUUAACACCAUUUGCAGAGAAGAAGGGUUCAUGGGUCUCUACAAGGGACUUGGAGCUACAUUGUUGGGUGUUGGGCCCAAUUUAGCAAUAAGUUUUUCUGUUUAUGAGAGCUUACGUUCUAUUUGGCUGUCCCGAAGGCCAGAUGAUUCUACUGUCAUGGUCAGUCUUGCUUGUGGCAGUCUUUCCGGAAUUGCCUCAUCAACAGCAACAUUUCCUUUGGAUCUUGUAAGGCGCCGGAUGCAGUUGGAGGGGGCAGGCGGUCAAGCACGUGUCUAUAAUACCAGUUUGUUUGGGACAUUUAGGCACAUAAUUCAGAAUGAAAGGGCACGUGGUUUGUAUAGAGGCAUUUUGCCAGAGUACUACAAGGUUGUUCCCAGCGUGGGCAUUGUCUUUAUGACAUAUGAGACAUUGAAGAUGCUUCUGUCAAACAUUGCAAGUUGUUAGCAUACACUAUUUUUCAUCAGAUAAGAUUACUCAUUUACCCUUUUGAUAGGAAAUUUUGGAGCGAGUUUGAUUGUCGUAGCCAUGGAUACAUUUUUUCUGUGUAUAAGUAGUUAUAAUCGAGAGUGAGUAACGUCAAUUGUAUGUAAGUCGAAGUUUUGGUUAUAGGACUUUCCACGAUUAAGACAUUUUUUUUUUCCGAGACGAGACUUGGAAGCCUCAAUCUAUAUUCAGCAUCAUUGUUUUAACGU
Messenger RNA from Abrus precatorius (Indian licorice), 1472 nucleotides. Its product is annotated as mitochondrial substrate carrier family protein B-like. The record is from RefSeq and is a predicted model, not a curated record. The transcript has 7 exons. Bases 241 to 1224 code for a protein of 327 amino acids. Gene Ontology annotation, biological process: transmembrane transport. NCBI's taxonomy places the organism in Eukaryota, Viridiplantae, Streptophyta, Magnoliopsida, Fabales, Fabaceae.